Messenger RNA from Cladocopium goreaui, 621 nucleotides. NCBI's taxonomy places the organism in Eukaryota, Dinophyceae, Suessiales, Symbiodiniaceae. The record is from the annotation of a GenBank genome assembly.
AUGCGCCGGAUGAGAGGCGCCGCGCGCCAGUCGGAUUCCGUCGGCCGGGUUUUGUCGGGGGUGCGAAAUCGGCCACCCCCCGACAAAAGCUUUAAGCACGUCGCGGCGGCGCUCGCGAAGCCAUUAUCCCACGACCGCGCGCAGGAGGCGUUGGGCGGUCUCGGUCGCUUCGGCAGAUCUGUCGACUCCCCGAUUAACCGAGCGGAGGCCGUGAUGGCAAAGAGGCCGUCGCUGUCAAAACGAGAAACGAGUAUCGCCCGCACCCUCUGGGAGCUCGGGUCGGCGACCGCGCGGCAGGUUGUCGAGGCGCUGCCGGCGUCGGAUCGCAGCGACUUCUCGACGAUCCAGACCUACCUCGCCCGACUUGAGGCGAAGGGUUACGUCGCGUCGCGACUCGAAGGCCGGGUGAAGGUCUUCACCGCCAAGGUGAAGCCGAACCAAGUGAUCCGUGAGACCGUCGACGACUUCGUCAACCGCCUCUUCGGUGGUCAGUCGUUCUCGCUGAUGAAGCACCUGAUCGACGAAGGCCGCGUCAGCGGCGAAGAACUCAGCGAGCUACGCAAGCUGCUGGAAGAGAUGGAGGCCGAUGGCCUCGGCACGGACGACGCCAACCAGGGCUAA